AUGAGUGUCUUGUAUGAUGUGAUGUGGGCCAAUGGCCGUAAACACUUAAACUUACCUACUCAACUUGUCUUUUCCUUUCAGGAGAACAGACCAGUAUGCCAGCCUCGUUUGGAUCUGCCUAACUGUGCAGAGCCAUGUAUCAGCAGCCCGUGUCUGAAUAACGGAGAGUGUAUAAGCUCCAGUGCGGACUUGGAUGUGUCGGCGUUUCACUGUCAGUGUCCUCCUCCGUAUGACGGAUCCACCUGUGAGAUUCGGCAAAAUCCUUGUGCCUGGCCGGUUGAUCCUGGAUCAUGUGACCAAGAAAUUGUUCGUUACUACUACGACAAAAUGUCCCAUAACUGUUUGCCGUUUAUGUUUUCUGGCUGUGGUGGCAAUGUCAACAACUACCACACACUGGAGGAGUGCACGACCAUCGCCCUGCGCGGCGCCUGCUGCUACAGGACGUACCGGACAAACAUCGAAGACGUGGUCAGGAGCACACAGGAGCUGGAGAUCAAAUGUCAGGUCAGAGAGUUGCACAUGGUGGAGUGUAAAUCCUUGCACAGACAGCCCAGUGGGGACGACUCGGAGACGGAGGUGAUCAGUUUCAACCCGGGUCUCACCUGUGCCGAGGCCGCCUGCCAGACCGUCGGGACCUGUGUGGUCGGUCAGCGAGUCUACCAGGAGGGGGAAACCUUCACGCUGGGAUGCCAGGAUUGUUCUUGUCAGGCUAUGGGACAAGUGAAGUGCAGUUCCUUGUUGUUUUCAGGUUUUUAUCAGGUUAUAAGACUUCAUUUUUGUAUUUUAACACACAGGUGUGAGAAGCAGUCUGUGCGCCGAGAGAUCCGUGACAUGACGAGAGAAGAACUUCUCCGCUUCCAGAACGCCGUUGCUCGACUGCGGCAGAGUGAGGACAGGACGUGGGAGCAGUUCCGAGACAUGUACAUGUACCACGUCAUGCACGCCUCUGGCGGGACGUUCUUCCUGCCCUGGCACAGGAUGUUCCUGCGUCAGGUUGAGCAGAGACUUCAGGAAAUUGACUGCAACGUAGUUCUCCCUUACUUUGAUUUCACAACUGACAUUGGCUUCUUCGAGGAAGCAAUUAUCUGGCAGCCAAACUACUUUGGAAGCAACGGUGACGGUGGUUGUGUGGAAGAUCACCCGUUUGGGCCAAAGAAUUCCUGGAGCCCGUGCUUUGUUAGGAACUUUAACACUAGCAUUCGCAUUCCAAACAAGGUGGAGCUGCUGAUUGCUCUCGCGAGUGAUGACUACAAUGACAUGAGCCUGUGCCUGGAGACGUACAUAGCCUACCUACAUAACUUCAUCGGAGGAGACAUGGUGACCUCCUCCAGCCCAUACGACCCCGUGUUUUUCGCUCUCCACGCGUACGUUGACAUGCUGUACUGGACGUGGCAGCAAAGGGGAGAAAACAAGUUCAAGUUUCCUGCAGCUUUUGGGAACAUUCCGAUGAUUCCGUUCAACAUUCCACCGUGGGCUGUGUUUGAUUCCGAAGCAGAUCUUUGUGUGACAUACGCCCUUCCCUCUAAAGGACAUCCGUGUAACACGACAAAGAUUGCUCCAAAACGACCAAAGCCUGGCAUCAGGAGAGGGGACACUGAUCCUAAUGAGGUCUAUGGUCUGGAUGGAUAUGAUCCAUUUGGAUAUUCUGAAGAUGGUUAUGAUCGCAAAGGCAUGGAUCCGUAUGGAUUUGGAAGAAAUGGAUUCAGUCGGGAUGGUUAUAACAGCCAAGGUUACGACAUUGGAGGCUUCAACAGAUAUGGUUUCAACGCAGAGGGCUACGAUCGUUACGGCUUCAAUGUUGCUGGUGUGGAUGCUCAAGGAAACAGAGACACGACCGGGAGGUUUGACUUUGAAGGAUACGACAUCGACUGCUUCAACAGAGAAGGUGAGUCACUUUCUUCUGUGCCUUGCCACGCCUUCUUCUCCUCUCACCAGCCUGUAUUUUCCACUAGUGUCUCUGCAAGAUUCAGGCUCACAAGACAAGGCCUGGAUCAGUACGGCUUCUACAAAACUGGUGUAGACAAGGAUGGCUGCAGCUUCUAUUUCCAAGGACCGUUUUCUCCAAUACACUCGUAUCGUCUACAUUCUGUACUUGUUCGGCAACCAAAGAGCUUUCUGAUGUCACUGGCUCGAACAUGCACUGGUUUGUCUCCCUUGCCAGGCAACUGGCUGGACCUGAACUGGGUGUCCACAACGAAGGAUGUCACUGCUAUGGUACCUGUGAAGCUUCCAGACAUGCAGACGGGAGUAUCUAGCCGCUUCUGCUUUAACACCCGAAUGUUCCUGACGUCUUGCGAGUGUGACGCUGACCUUGCGGUGUGCGAUGAGAACCCGUGCGCUGGUGCGGUGUGCAAGGCUUUCCCUGAGGCUGAGUGCCGCAUCAGUUUCUGCGGAGCCUGUGUGGCCAAAUGGUUCCAUGAGGGCAAGGAGGUGGACUGUGAACUGGACAGAGACCACUGCGCCCCCAACCCGUGCCAGAACGGCGGUACGUGCCAACCAUCAAUCUGGCCCCACGAGCCCCACCUGAUCACCUGCCAGUGUCCACCUGGGUUCGAAGGUCCUCUGUGUCAGUACACAGCUCUAGAUCCUUGUAGUCUGCCUCUCAGCACAGGUUCUUGCUCAAGCAGAGAGUCGAGAUGGUACUUUAACCAGCUCAGCGGACGAUGUCAGAAGUUCACAUAUCUUGGUUGCCAUGGCAAUGCAAAUAACUUUGCCUCCAUUUUUGAGUGCCAAGAGAGAUGCAUCAAAGGAUCAUGCUGUACCCGCACCCCAAAAAUUCGUAGUCAGAACAUUGGAUUUGACAGUCAAGGAUAUGAUAAGUAUGGAUUCAAUCAAGAGGGACUGAACAGAUUUGGGGACAGGAGAAAUGUUGACAACAGCUUCCCACUCAGUACCCGUCGCUUUGACGAGUCCGGUCUGGACUGGCAAGGUUAUAACAGAGAGGGCUAUGGUGAAGAUGGCUUGAGCAGAGCUGGCUUUGACAAGUACGGCUUUGAUGUGGACGGCUUCAACAUCAGUGGGUACAGCCGUAGUGGAGAGUUUGACGGGAUCAUUGACUAUGAUGAAGAAGGAUAUGAUCCUGAGGGAUUUAACAGGAUAGGUCUGUCUUGUCAUGGGAAUGACAGAAUGGGACUGGACCUGUACGGAGUGUCGGGCGCCUACUCUUACAGCUGUGACAUCACCACUCUGUCUCGGUGUCAGGAGAGAGCCAGAGAAGGGGAAGAGGUCGUCAAGUUUACCCUGGGGAAGACGUGCCAAGAAUCUGGCUGUGGUGAGCCGUGUGGCUGUCGCCAUGGCAAUAAGACCUUCUCCAUAUAUGAGCAGUUCCAGCUCGGCUGCCAGACGUGUUCAUGUACAGAGAAGGGCGUCAUCCUGUGUGUCUGCGACUUUGCUGUAAAGAGGAAAGAAAUCAGGGAAAUGUCCCGUGAUGAACUGGACAGAUACCAGUCCGCUGUGAGACGACUGACUCAAAACACGGGAUAUCCCUCUCAGUGGUUUGAGUUUGCCUCAGUUUACGCCUCGUACAAACCACAGGCAGCUGGCAGUCCCCUCUUCCUUCCAUGGAACAGGCAGUUCUUGAGAAACAUGGAACAAGCCAUUCAGAACAUUGACUGCGGUGUGGCGAUCCCGUACUAUGAUUGGACAGUGGAUGCAGGAAAACCCCACCAGUCUUCCAUCUGGGCAGCAAAUGUGAUGGGAGGGAACGGAGGGGAGCAGGACUGUGUGAGAUACCACCCGUUCAAGUCCUACCACCCACCGUACUUGAGUCCCUGCCUGCGGAGGAGAUUCAACACUUCUGUCAGCCUGCCCUCCGUCGUGAAUGUGGAACUGGCUUUGAGGGAACCGUCCUACGAUCGCUUCAGGCUGCAGGUGGAAAUAUUUGCUCGGGUGUACCAGAGUUUUGUUGGGGGUCACAUGGCCUCAGAUUUUGCACCUUACGACCCGUUGUUCUACUCCCUGAUGGCCACGGUCGACAAGCUGUGGACUGAUUGGCAGGAUAGACACAAAGAGGGAAUGUUGUCUUUCCCACUUGAUUAUCGAUACGUCAGGCUCGACCCUUUUAAGACAACUCCUGAUGAUGUGUUUGACUCCCGUAUUCAGCUCUGUGUGGAUUAUUUCCCCCUUACAGAGGGUGUACCGUGCAAUAUUACAGAGGUUCGGACAUAUGGAUACAACUCUCAAGGAUAUGACCGUCAUGGCUUUAACAGAGAAGGUUAUGACAGAGAUGGAUAUAACAUUCGCGGAUAUGAUGUUUCAGGGAAUUUGGAUGACCGGAACAUCUAUAACAUUGAUGGCUAUGACAGAGAAGGAUUCAAUCGCAGUGGGUUUGAUGAUUCAGGUAUAGACAGAUUUGGAUUUUUCACAGAUACCUACAACUUGGAUGAGUUUGAUCCCCUAGGUUUUGAUCGAUCUGGGUACAAUCGCUAUGGAUAUAACCAACAGGGCUUCACACCAUACGGCCUUCAUGCUAACGGAUCUUAUUUACCAAACAUCAAUAUUGAAGAUUUGAACAUCUUUGACCCCUAUGGUUACAACAAAUAUGGAUAUGACAAACAAGGGUUUGAUCGAAAUGGAUUUGAUGUUUUUGGAUUCGACCGGAGAGGGUUUGACAAUCGUAUUUGCAACUACUAUUAUAUAGGUCCUAUUCAUAUACUGGUUAAACGGUAUAUUGCAAAGACCAUCAAAGACAUGAAUGUCACAAUUCUCACCAAAGUGAAACGAGUAUGCCCAGAGUUGUCCUCCCUUCCCGUGCAAACGCGAAGACAGCAGUGGUUGAACCGAGGCGGGCAGAGAUCUCAGAUUGACGACGUUCACCGGUACCAAGUUGAAGGUCAUACUGUGGACACCAUGUUUAUGCCGCGGGAGACCAGUGUCACCACAGAUCUUGUCUGGCUUCCCAUUGCCCCUGAUGAAAGGUUGUGUCUGGUCACCGAGGUGUACACAAACUGCCAGCUUGGACAGCCACAAGUGAUGUGCCCUGGCGAUCUAUGCGGAGGCCGAGCCACCCAAAUGCGGUGUGCAGAGUCAACAACUGCGGCUCCUGUGGGCGAGAGUGGUAUGAUGGAGACAGUGGAAGACGAUUGCAAUGUUCUGGUUGUUUGGAUGAGAGCCAACAGGAGAGACAUGAAGGAGAGAGAUGGUCACGUGCACCAUGCCAGACGUGUUCCUGUGAGGAUGGAGAGACUCGCUGCGGAGCUGUGGAAUGGCCUCGCGCUGCCUGUCGUUAUCCCCGGGAUGCUGCAGGACCAGUGCUGUCCCUCCUGUGAUGGUUGUGACUACAAAGGACAAGUCGUCCUGUCAGGAAGUGAUUUCCGCAUCCCUGGCGAUCUUUGUUCCAGAUGUCGCUGUGAGAAUGGCAAUGUGGCGUGCUCAAAAGUGGAAUGUCCUGACCUCGGGGAAUGCAGCUCCGUCAGCCAGACAGACGGUCAGUGCUGUCCAGGGGUUGUGACUACAAAGGACAAGUCGUCCUGUCAGGAAGUGAUUUCCGCAUCCCUGGCGAUCUUUGUUCCAGAUGUCGCUGUGAGAAUGGCAAUGUGGCGUGCUCAAAAGUGGAAUGUCCUGACCUCGGGGAAUGCAGCUCCGUCAGCCAGACAGACGGUCAGUGCUGUCCAGUCUGUCAGGACUGCGGGUCCCGCCAACACGGUUCUCGAUGGAAGCCGAGCGAAUGUCAGGACUGUGUUUGCCAGGGAGGCAAAGUUGAGUGCAGCACUACGGUGUGUGAAGUACCGACCUGUGACCAUCCGUACACGCCACCAGGGGAGUGCUGUGCACAGUGCUCGUGUGAGUUCGUGUUUGUACCAGGGAAAAGUGUACAGAGAAGGGGCCGAGUUUUCCCCUGAGCCCUGCUCCUCAUGCGUCUGUGAGCGCGGCAAUGCCGUCUGUAGCGUCGUGGAUUGUGCGGAGGUCACAUGUUCCAAUCCUGUCACUCCGAUUGGUCAGUGCUGUCCAGCUUGUGGAUUAGACUGUGAGUACGAUGGUCGCAAGUACCGUGACAAGAGCGUGUUCAACCCGGUGUACAAUCCGUGCCUCAACUGCACGUGUUCCAACUCCAUCGUGCGCUGCCGUACCGUCCACUGCUCUCAGAGUGACGUCCCUUGCUCAUCACCCGUGCGGAAGCCGGGCGAAUGCUGCCCUACUCUUUGUCCAACCUGUGAAGACCAGGGCGUCGACUACCUGGAGGGUGACACCUGGCCGUCUCACAACUCGGCCUGUGACAUCUGCCAGUGCCGCUCGGGCAAGGUCGUAUGCGAGCCCGGCGCUGACUGUCCUAGGCGGUGCUCACAUGGAGUUGUCCGCCCGGGGGACUGCUGCUCUCUGUGCACAGAUUGCCUGUUUGAGGGCCGGGUUGUCCCAGAGGGAGAGACGCUGACUGUGGCCGGAGAGACGUGCCGUCAGUGUUCCUGUCGUGACGGAAGUAUGAGCUGCCGAUCUGUCAGUGUCGCCAGAGAAUGUCCCAGACUGCGCUGUGAACGGACGGAGACAUUACCAGGAAACUGUUGUCCAGUUUGUAAAGGCUGCACUUACAAGGAUGAGAAAUUCAGACAUGGUGACCUUGUCUCCCAAGACCAGUGCUCUAGAUGUUUGUGUGAUCAAGGAGAAGUACUGUGUGACAGCCAAGAGGACCGCUGCCCGACUCCUAAAUGCAGCAACCCUCGGUUCAGGGAGGGGCUCUGCUGUCCCGUGUGCGACGAUUGUGUCCACUAUGGACAGGAGUAUCGCGACGGGGACAGGUUCACAUCCCUGCAGGACCCCUGUCAAAAAUGUGUUUGUCAGUCAGGACAAGUGAGCUGCAACUCUAUACCAGAAGAAUGUCCGCCUGUCACGUGCACUCACCCGGCUCGCCAGCGGGACCAGUGCUGUUCCACGUGUGACGCCUGUUUGUACCAGCGCAGAGUCAUGCGCAACGGACAGCGCUUCGCGGGGUCAGAUCUGUGCCAGAUAUGUACCUGUAAGAGAGGCUCCGUGACUUGCAGCAGGAAAGAGUGUCCACUGGUCCGGUGUUCGAAUCCCACUAUGCCCCCAGGCCAAUGCUGCCCUGUGUGUGACAAUAAGUGCACAUUUGAGGGGAGAGAGUACAGAGAAGGCCAGUCAUUCCCAAGGCCGGGCGCUGAUUGCUCCGUUUGUGUAUGCAAGGAUGGUCAGAUCAGCUGUGAGCGGCCCGAGUGUGAGCGACUGACCUGCACUCACCCGGCUCAGCUCCCAGGAGAAUGUUGCCCCAAGUGCAAUUUCUGCUUGUACCAGAACAGAAUAUUCCGGAACCAGCAAGGAUUUGUUCACCCUAGAGACGUGUGCCAGCAGUGUAUCUGUGCGUUUGGCACAGUGACUUGCACCAGAACCAUAUGUGAGGAUCUGAACUGCCGCAACCCAAUGCCUAUGGCAGGCUCCUGUUGCCCUGUGUGCCCUAAGCAGUGCUCCGUUGGUGGACUCAGCUACGACGACGGCGUGACCUUUGUGAACCCUGCAGCCAAGUGUGAGGACUGCCUGUGUCGACAGGGUUCUGUUCACUGCAAACGGAGAAUGUGCCCUCAAGUGACGUGUGCCAAUCCUGCACAAGAUGGCUGCUGUCCUGUCUGCUCAGACUGCAGUUAUCUAGGCUUGAUACUCCAGAACGGUGAGUCGGCUCCCGAUCCUCAAGACCCGUGCCAGAGCUGCUCGUGCUCACAGGGGUCGGUGCGGUGCCGAAGUGUGACCUGCCCGCCGGUCACUUGCUCCAACCCCGUUAUGGUGGGCUGCUGCCCGUCGUGUACUGAGUGUGAGUACAGAGGACGGAGAUACGAGAACGGAGCGGUCAUUGCUGCAGCAGAUGCCAGGAUGGGAAUAUGGAGUGUCAGAGUAACCCAUGCCCUGCCGUGAGCUGCCGCCACCCAUCGCGCGGGCAGUGCUGUGACGAGUGUGUGGACUGUCUCUACCAAGGCCUGCGCUAUCGCAGCGGUCAGAGAUUCCAAGACCCGAGCGGUAGCAGCUGCCAGGAGUGUGUUUGCUCUAAAGGUGAUGUGGUCUGCUCUCCCAUGUCGUGCCCUCCUGCGCUGUGCUCUCACCCAGUACAAGGUCGAUGCUGCAAGGAAUGCAACAACUGUUUCUUCGACGGCCGUACGGUCAGAGAGGGUGCCUAUGCACCCAGCCCGAGCAAUCCCUGCGAGGAGUGUGUGUGUCGUCAGGGCAGCAUGUCGUGUCGUCGCAAAGUGUGUCAGUCAGGUGGGCAGUGUCGCCACCCGGUGGAGAGGGGCUGCUGCAAGGAGUGUACUGACUGCUUGUACCAGGGAAGAGAGUACAGGAACGGGCAAGAUUUCUCUGACCCAGCCACACCCUGUGUGACUUGCAGAUGCGCCUACGGUGAAGUGACGUGUGAGCGGAGAACCUGCCCAACUGUCAGCUGUUCCCACCCAGUACAGCGAGGAUGCUGUAAGGAAUGCGGUAAUGGCUGCUUUUACAACAGUCGUACGUACUCCUCCAACCAACGCUUCCCGCAUCCGACAGACAGGUGCAAGGAAUGUGUGUGCAGUGGUGGAAACGUUCGCUGCUCUGCUGUUGACUGCUCCGGGGCGGGUUUGUGUUCGCAUCCCAUGUCUGUGCCUGGAGAAUGUUGCCCUGUGUGUGGCAGAGGCUGCUUGUACGAGGGUCAGGUGAUCCCCAACGGAGAAAGAUUUGACAGGAAUUGUCAGGACUGUACGUGCCGGGGAGGAAAUAUCCGCUGCACCCCGCGGCAGUGCCCAGAGGUCAGCUGCAGUAACCCGGUGGUGGACGGGUGUUGUCAGACCUGUGACAACUGUCUGCUGGAUGGUGUUCGCUACCGCAAUGGUCAGACGUUCCCUGAUGCUAGGCGACCCUGUAACGAGUGCUACUGCAGGGACGGUUCUGUGUCCUGUGAGAAGAAGGCGUGUCCUCUUGCCCGAUGCACUCACCCUGCCACGGGCGAGUGCUGCCCAGAGUGUCUGGACUGCGACUACGAUGGACGUUCGUAUCGGAAUGGCCAGAGGUUCACGAACCAGACAGACUUCUGCUCACAAUGUGUGUGUGAGUACGGUUCUGUGUCGUGCAUCAAGCAGCGAUGCAGCCCUGCCUCCUGCAGUCAUCCAAUCACGGACCAGUGUGGAUGCCCAGCUUGUAGCGCAUGCACGUAUCAGGGCAAGAAAGUUGCGGAAGGAGAGAGAUUUGCCAGUGCGGAGAACGAAUGCCAGGAAUGUCUUUGCAGGGGUGGCACGGUGUCAUGUAGCAACAAGCCGUGUACGGAGACGUGCACUCACCCCGCGUCGGUCCGGGAGUGUUGUCCGCUCUGUGAGGGCUGCCUGUACGAGGGUCGGGUCAUCGGCAACGGUCAAAGUUUUGUAUCUGAUGUGGACCCUUGCCAGAAAUGUAGAUGUUUGCGUGGCUCUGUGGUGUGCGAGUCACUGAUCUGUCCUGACGUGCCGUGCCUGAACCCCGUGACUGUGAGCGGAGAAUGCUGUCCUACUUGUGCACUGUGUCAGUUUCAGGGACAAAGGUACACAGACAACCAGCGCUUUGAACAUCCCAACGAUGAUUGCCAGACGUGUACCUGCAAGAUGGGCAGAGUGGAGUGUGAAGAAGUCAAAUGUGUGGUGACGUGCACUCACCCGCGGCAAGAUAAUAUGUGCUGCCCUCCCUGCGACGACUGUCUCUUUGAAGGCGAUGUGUAUCUGAACGGAGUCGGGUUCAGACCAGAUCCUUGCCACUCAUGCACAUGCCAGAACGGAAACGUACGAUGCGAGGAGCAAGUGUGUCCUCGCCUGCCAUGUGCUCAGGUCAAGAGAGUUGAGGGGCUUUGCUGUGAGGUCUGUCAAGGCUGUACAUUCCGAGGUAUCCUGUAUGACGACAACGCCAGCUGGCUAAUGCAGGACAACCCGUGCAUCACCUGCACCUGUAACGCUGGCCUGGUCACCUGUAUGGAGACGGAGUGCUUUGUACCGUGCUCUAACCCGGUCACUGUGCCUGGCCAGUGCUGCCCGGUGUGCCCCACAUGCAACUACGAUGGCCGUCUGUACGGGGAUGGGGAUGAGUUCACGCCCAACGGCGACCCGUGUGACUCGUGUUUCUGCGAGGACGGCCACCUGCGCUGCCUGCACAACACCUGUCCCAGUGUGGCCAACUGCCCAGCGGGCAGUCUGAGGGAUCCAGUGCCCGGCUCGUGUUGUCCCACCUGUGACGAGAGCUUUUCUACAGGAUGUACCAUUGAAGACUUGGGGAAAAUUACUAGACCAAGACCAAAUGAUCCCUGUUUCUUCUGUGAAUGCAAGGAGGACUUUAUGUGGGUGUGUAUGAAGGAGCAGUGCAAAGCCUUGACAUGUCCACCAGACGUCCAGGAGUAUAUUGCUGGCCAGUGCUGCCCCUCGUGUCCUGCAUGCUAUGACCUAUCGGAGGCCAAGUACUACAGAGAAGGGUCAGAGUGGACGGCUGUUGAGGACCCGUGCAUCGCCUGUGUCUGUAAGAACGCUGAGAUCAAGUGCAGCAUCCAGUCGUGCGAGCCGAUCAGCUGUGCCAGCACAGAGAGAGUUGUGAUCCCCGAGGGUCAAUGUUGUGAGAUGUGUCAGCCUGUGCCGGACGCCACCUGUCUCUACCAGGCCAGGACAUACCAGCCAGGAGAGGAGUGGACAGUGGAUGAGUGCACCAACUGCCGGUGCUUGGGCGGGCGUGUCACGUGUAACGUCAAGCGUUGUCCGACUGUCGACUGUGCCAAGGACGAGGCUCCUGUCACCACUCCGGGCCAGUGCUGUCCUGUUUGUCAGAAACGACCAGGUACAUGCCUUGUGUUCGGCGACCCCCACUACAGAACAUUUGAUGGAGCCACACUUCAUUUCCAGGGCACUUGUAGAUAUCUCAUGGCUGCAGACUGUGAAAACGAUGUCUUCAGAGUGGAGGUCCAGCAUGACAACCGUGGUGCCCCGGGCGAGGUUUCCUGGGCCCAGAACUUGACGGUCACUGUGGCCGGAGCUGUGGUGGACUUGUUACAGGGCCGCGAUGUGUUGGUGAACGGACGUCGUGUGGAUCUGCCGUACCUGUAUGAACCUCACCUUCUGAUCGAAGAGUCUAGCAGGACGUUGCUGUUGUCUACAGAGAUUGGCGUACAGGUCGUGUGGGAUGGGUCCAGCUACGGGGAGCUCACUGUGCCAGGUUCCUUCAAGAGGAAACUUUGUGGAUUGUGUGGGAAUUUCAAUGGCUUCCCACAAGACGAUUUGAGAACAAAGUCGGGACAGAUCACAAACUCACCAGCAACAUUUGGGAACAGCUGGAAGACCAAAGAGCAGUCUGGUGGCGCCUGUGUCGAUGCCAAAGACAUUAACCCUUGUGUGGCGGCUGGGUACAGGAUUCGGAAGCAGGCCACCACUAGAUGCGCAAUUUUAAAGGGUGCACCAUUCACAAGGUGCCAUCGAGUCAUCUCUCCAGAGCCAUUCUUCUCCUCCUGCGUCUACGACUUGUGCGUCUGCAUGGACGACCCCAACUGUCUGUGUGACAUCAUUGCCACCUAUGCUCACGAAUGUGCCCGUGCUGGGGUCAAGGUUGAGUGGAGGUCACAAAACUUGUGCGCCUUUGAAUGUGACAGCAGUAAAGGUCUAGUCUUCGACGAGUGUGGCCCGGUGUGCCCCAGGACGUGUGAGCAGGCUCAGGCCGCCGGUCAGCUCAACGUGACAGAGACGUGCUUCAAGCCGUGCGUGGCCAGCUGUCAGUGUACGGCAGACAAAGUCUUCCACAACGGCCGCUGCAUCGCUCCGGCUGACUGCCCUUAUAUUGAAACCGUUCCCUCCACAUAGUCUCUGAUCUGUCAGGAUUUUUUAACAUGUGUAUUGUUGCUGUCAUGGUUCUUUAUGUAUUGUUUUUUAAAUCUUUUUUGGAAUAGAUAAUUUCCAUUUCACUUUAUAGGAUAUUAGGUGAAUGUUCCUUUUCAUGACAGAUGUGGAACAAUGAAGUAAAUAAAUAGCACAUACAUUGGAAUUGUUCCCUCCUCAUAGCUGAUGAUCUAUCAUGAUUUUAGGUGUACUUCUUUUGGGAAAAGAUUUCCUUCGACUUUUGAGAAUAAUUGGGUUACUGUUCUUUUUUGUAACAGAUGUGGGAUAAUGAAGUAAAAAAAACCAUGUGUUAACUUCAUAGAAAAUUAAAAUGAUUGUGUGUAUUAUUGAAAAAGUCACUUUACUUUCAUCAGAUCUCUACGAACUCAAACUCAAAAGAAAAAUAUUACUCUUUGUGGAUUUUCUGAUUGUUUUUUAAGUCAUUGCUUUUGUGAAAUAAAAAUUAAUAAGUUCUAAAACUAACAUACUCUACUUUCGUUACUGUGAAUCAAUUUACAUGUAUUGCCCAUGAGCCAAGAAUUAUGGGAUAUCCCUCAUAAUAAUAAUAUUAAUAAGAUUCUUUAAAACUUUAUUUUAAUUUGUGUAUGAGAAAGUUCUUUUUUUUUUUGUCUUUAUAUGUGUGCAAUUUGUGACUUAUUUUUUAUGUAAAUUUCUAACUACAGAAGGAGCUGAAACUGAGAAGAACUUUGAAGCAUGAAAGAUCUUAUGUCAUGUAUUUUGACCUUGAUGUGUAAAUGCGGAAUUGAAAUGUUUGUUUUGAUAUUGUAUCUGACAAGGAAAAAAGCCUCAAGCAUUUUGUAGUGGGAGGUAUUUACUGACAAAUUGAUCAUUCGCUUUUACUAAAUUAUUUACUAAUUCAUUAUCCAUACCAUAUUUACUGUAUUAGAAUUGGUUCAGUGACAUGAUGACACAAUAUUGAGGCAAAUAUACAGUAGAAGGAUUUUGUUAAAAUUUUCAAAUAUUGGUAGAAAAUAUGAGGGGGUGAGAUGCAAAACCCGUUAAAUGACAUUUUGGAAAAUAUCAGAUGCACAAAGAGUUUUGGGCCAAAACCCAACACACGCUUCAUAAAAGCAACCGAAAAAUCUUCAUUUUACGCAUGUUCAUGCAUAAAGCAGUAUUUUAAAAAGUUGAUGCUAAAAUGGAAGUAACAGGUUUUGCAUCUCAACCCCUCAUAUCCUGCCUAAUGUCAAUACCAGUAGCCUAAUGUCGGAAUAAUACAUGACUGUUGACGAAACAUUUCUGCAUACUUCACUUCUUCUUCAAAGGAUUCUAUCCUAAUUUGUUCUCAAACUCCACCAUACAAUCAUACCUACUCAUGCAGAGGUUUGUUUGUUUAGUGAACAAAAGCUCUCAUAAAAGAGAAUGCUUUGGAGAGCAUGUUUUUGUUUGAUUUUUUAUUUUAUUUUUGAGCUGUGAGAAUGUGAGAAGCAGAGUAACGAUAACAAAGAUAAAACUUUUUAGAUAAAUUAUAUGAGUUUCUCACCUUUUACUAGACUCCACAUUUUGCUUCUUCGCAAGGGGCCAGCACUGUUUCAAGAUGGAACGUGCAGUUUCGAAAGAAUUUCGGUUUUUUGAGGGUUUAUCAAUUGUACUUUAAUGGUCAAUAUUUUAAAAAAGGGUAAUUUUUAUCAAUUUUAAUGUCGUUUGAGAAAGCUCAGCCUAAAUUCACCUAAAAACUUAGGAGUCAAUGUUUUAUAUCGCAGUGUUCUUUCAUGAUAUUUGAUUAUGUUGUUGAUGUCCUCUGUGAGAAUGUUGGAUCAAGUCUGUGAGUGAUUUAUUUUAUAGUGUUGUUAUAGAACUGAGCUGUUGUGUAUACCGAUGUGUUCCUGAAUCAUCCUGUACAGAAGCGUCAAUGUGCCUUAAUGGGAUCAAUUAUUUUUUUAAACUUUAACCUUAGACCUUUAGCGAAAAGGUUUUCUCCAUUCAGAUCCCAUUUAAAGAAUUAUUAAUGCAAGCCCGUAGUGUAUCCAGUAUUAAGUUCUAGUCUUCGAUGUACCUAUGUAUUUAUACAAUGUGAAUCUGUUGGUAGAUUUUUGACAAGUGUUUACGUAUGUUACACACAUACUGUUUAAAAG
Molecule: messenger RNA, 13876 nt
Organism: Aplysia californica (California sea hare)
Lineage: Eukaryota; Metazoa; Mollusca; Gastropoda; Aplysiida; Aplysiidae
Molecular function (GO): serine-type endopeptidase inhibitor activity; oxidoreductase activity; protein binding
Source: RefSeq, a predicted model, not a curated record